This is a messenger RNA of Phoenix dactylifera (date palm), 1586 nucleotides long. RefSeq names its product 28 kDa ribonucleoprotein, chloroplastic-like. Gene Ontology annotation, cellular component: chloroplast thylakoid membrane. The record is from RefSeq and is a predicted model, not a curated record. Gene Ontology annotation, biological process: chloroplast rRNA processing. Gene Ontology annotation, molecular function: mRNA binding. NCBI's taxonomy places the organism in Eukaryota, Viridiplantae, Streptophyta, Magnoliopsida, Arecales, Arecaceae.
UUGGGGUUUUGGACCAUCCGCUCCUCCCCAACCCCAUCAUCCAAAACCCCACUUCCUCCUCUCCUUAUCCUCUCUCUCUCUCUCUCUCUCGCCCACCAUGACCGCAGCUCCGGCCUUCAAGCCCUUAUCCAUGGGGGAUCGCUGCCUCCCCUCCCUCCGCACACUUUUCUCCUCCAAACCCUCGAACCCUUUCCUCCUCCCCCCACUUUCCAAGCCCCUCCGUCUCCUCCAUGUCUCCUUCUCCUCGCCCGCUGCCUCCCUUCCCACAUUCCUUUCCACCCGAAAGAAGCUUUCUUUGAUCCCCCGCGUGGCCCAGACCUCCGACUGGGCCAGGCAGGAGGAGGAGAACGAGGUCGAGAGCGAAGAUUUCGGCUUGGAAGGCGAGGAGGAGGGGGAGGGGCCGGAAGCUGGGCUCUCCGAGUUGGAGGGAGAGGAGGAGCUGACGGAUGAGGGUGGAGUCGCCCUCGCCGAGGGAGAGCCCGAAGGGGACGAGGAGUACGUGGAGGAGGGUGGAGUCGUCGUCGCCGAGGGAGAGCCCGAAGGGGACGAGGAGUACGUGGAGGAGGGUGGAGUCGUCGUCGCCGAGGGAGAUCCGGAAGGGGAGGAUGAGUACGUGGAGGAGGAGGGAGGAGAGGAGCCGUAUCCCGAGCCGCCUGAGGAGGCCAAGCUCUUCGUCGGGAAUCUCCCUUACGACAUCGACAGCGAGAAGCUCGCCCACCUUUUCGACCAGGCUGGUAUCGUGGAAGUCGCCGAGGUUAUAUAUAAUAGGGAGACAGAUCAGAGUCGUGGGUUUGGGUUUGUCACUAUGAGCUCUAUUGAAGAAGCUGAGAAAGCUGUGGAGACUUUCCAUCGUUAUGAACUAAAUGGCAGAUCGCUGACUGUAAACAAGGCAGCUCCUAGAGGUACUCGUGUAGAGAGAGCUCCCCGAGAGUUUGAACCUUCUUUCAGGGUCUAUGUUGGCAAUCUGCCAUGGCAAGUGGAUGAUGCCCGCUUGGAACAAGUGUUUAGUGAACACGGUAAAGUGAUCGAUGCAAGGGUGGUGUAUGACAGAGAGACUGGUCGUUCACGUGGAUUUGGUUUCGUGACUAUGUCAUCCAAGAACGAAUUAGAUGAUGCAAUUGCUGCUCUUGAUGGCCAGAGUUUGGAUGGUCGGGCACUAAGAGUGAAUGUUGCUGAAGAAAGGCCGCGUCGUGGCUCAUUUUGAUGUUGAAGAAGCAAAGGAGCAUUUACGGAUUCUUGAAAGUCACAGUAAGUGCUUUUAUUAAGGAAAUUUAAUUUGGUAGUUUAUGCUGUAGGGGAAUUUUUGUAUGCUUUUUUGUUGAUUAGGACUGUUUGGGUCUUCAUUGCUUCGUUCAUGUUGGUGGUGUUAUAAUGGCAACAUCCCUGCCCCAUGAUGAUUAAUCUUGCUCGAACAAAUUUCUUACUUGUAAACUAUACAAAGGUGGAGACUCAAAAUUGCCCAAAAGAGUGGAUCCACUGUUUACUCAAUGUUCUGUGAUGCUAGUAUGAACUUCUACUCUAUAUGCCUUUCCUCAGAAAAACUCUUCCUUAUAUAUGCCAAACAAAUGAAUAAGCAGGUUGAGAUC